Molecule: messenger RNA, 1642 nt
Organism: Cucurbita pepo subsp. pepo (vegetable marrow)
Lineage: Eukaryota; Viridiplantae; Streptophyta; Magnoliopsida; Cucurbitales; Cucurbitaceae
Product: F-box protein At5g46170
Molecular function (GO): protein binding
Source: RefSeq, a predicted model, not a curated record
GGACAAAAUCGUGGAUCCAUCUCAGCCCACCAUUUCCUAUCUCUCUCUCUUGACCUAUAAAAUUAGGGUUUCAUCCCUUUCUUCUUCUUUCUCUCUGUUGCCGAAGCUCCGAUCAUGCUCCUGCACUUCGUUUGAGAUCCAUCUCGCUGUUCACGAACUUUUCAGUUUUCAGUUUCUUUUUCUCUGAUCUGAGCGGUAUACGUUGUUUCUUCACUCUUGACAAUGUCCUGUUCUUAUCUACGCCCUGAUCCGCACUCUAGAAUGCAUUCUAUACACGACGAAGAUGUUCUUGGCCAGAGCUAUAGCCGUUGUAGCUACUCUGAGGAUUACUUUGAUCUUCUUCCUGACCCCCUGCUGCUGCUGAUUUUCAAUAGGAUCGGUGACGUUAAGGCCCUUGGACGUUGCCGUGCAGUUUCUCGAAGAUUUCACUCGAUCGUCUCUCAGGUUGAUAACGUUGUUGUUCGAGUUGACUGUGUGAUUUCUGAUGAUGAUUUCUCGUCCGGCUCUUCGUCUGCUGAGAAGUCUCGAAGUGCUUUUUCGAACCUGUUUCGUAUGGUUCUUGGAGGCAUUGUCAAGCCGCUUCAGGCUAUAGGUCAGUUUUUGGGUCCGAAACGGGUGAGUUCCUCUGUGUUGAGUUCUGUUUCGUCGUCUUUGUCAACUUCUUCGCUUGCGGUUGGGAGGGAAGAGGAUGGGGAGGGUGGUCAAAGUGGUGUUACCCAUCACUCGCCUACACAGGUUCUAAAGAAUUUUAACGAGAUUCGGCUCCUUCGGAUCGAGCUUCCUAGCGGCGAAUUGGGUAUUGACGACGGGAUAUUGUUGAAAUGGCGAGCUGAUUUUGGAUCAACUUUGGAUAAUUGUGUGAUCCUGGGUGCCGCGUCGGUGAUUCACACUGGAUCCUUCAAUAAGCACGUUCAAGAGAAUGGAACUGAUGGGUUCUGCUCUGGAAAUGGUGCAGCUGCCGACGACAGCGGGAGUAUACCCGAAUCGUUUUAUACUAAUGGAGGGCUAAAAUUAAGAGUGGUUUGGACGAUUAGCUCUCUAAUUGCGGCUUCGGCGAGGCAUUAUUUACUGCAGCCGAUUAUUGCAGAACAUAAAACUCUGGAUAAUUUAGUUUUGACUGAUGCAGAUGGACAGGGCAUGUUGUGUAUGAACAAGGAUCAGCUUGAGGAGUUGAGAGUAAAGCCCUUAUCGGCUUCAACCGCUUCGAAGAGGACGCUUGUCCCUGCUCUGAAUAUGAGGCUCUGGUAUGCACCUCACUUGGAAUUACCUGGUGGGACUAUUCUGAAGGGGGCUACACUUGUUGCGAUACGUCCAAGUGAGCAGUCAAUGACAAAGAAAGAUGCCUCUGAUGGAUCAUGGCUUUCAAAUGCUUUUGAGGAACCUUAUGGAACCGCAGCAAAGAUACUGGUCAAGAGGAGAACUUACUGUCUUGAAAUGAAUUCUUUCUGAUAACUUCAACUGGAUCUGAGAUAAAGGGGAAGAUUGAUAGUGGGGGGAGUGCAUGUUUUGGAAAGUAGGAUUGGCGGAAACACCUUGUUUCAUGGAUCACCAAAGUGCCCAUGUAUGAGGAAGCCUAAUCGCAAUGCAGCAUUCUCAGCAGCUAAUUCAUGGUUGAUUUUAAGAUUGGAAGGAAUUAGAGUGA